Drosophila busckii is the source of this 510-nucleotide messenger RNA. RefSeq names its product 50 kDa gamma-zein. The record is from RefSeq and is a predicted model, not a curated record. Lineage: Eukaryota; Metazoa; Arthropoda; Insecta; Diptera; Drosophilidae. The transcript has a single exon. The coding region runs from base 1 to 510 and encodes 169 amino acids.
AUGCUAAAUCUAAGCAGAAAAGUGAACGGCCAGCAAGUGCCAGCCCAUGCGCUUAUCGUCUACGGCGAUGGCAUUGUCUACGGCGGCAGCGCGUGUCCGCCCAAUGGCGUGCAAGUGCAACCAGCAGCUGCAGCAACAGCUACGAGGCAGCAGCAGCAGCAUCGUUUGCAAACACAGCAGCGAUACAGGCCGCGGGCUAAUGCCAGAGCGACGGCCAAGCGACAGCAGCAAAUUGGGCAACAACCCAAGCCACAGCAACAGCAGCAGCAGCAACACAUGCGGCAGCAUAAUUCCUACGGCAAUUGGCCUUUCGGCGGCAUGAGCCAAGCACAAGCGAACUUUAAUGGCAACGGACAUGCAGCAGUCAUGAGUCCGCAGACACAUCCGCAAGUGCAUAAUUACGGCUCAAUGGGUUUUGCCAGCAACAUGGGCAUGUGGCCGGGCUAUGUUAUGGUGCCAGCGGCGGAUCCAAGCAGACCAUUUGCCUUUGGCUUGGGUGCCACUGACUAA